AACUAGGCGGUACCUGACCGGUGAGCGUUAGCUGUUAGCUUGCCCGAAGAGGAAAGUCAGUACAGUUUUUUUUUAAAAUAUAUAUUUAGCUACGUCGUUAAACUUUUAACUAACUACAGAUUUUGUAUAACUGAUAGGCGUUAUCGAGUGUGAGCCAUCGCAAUGUCCUGUCAGUACUUGCUACUUUUGCUGCUGAGUGUGGGAGUCUCAGCGGUGGAGGUCCAACGUCCCCGCGGUGUGCCCUUAUCAAAACGGCAGUUCUAUGAAGAGGACAAACCUUUUACCUGCCUGGAUGGCUCCCGCACCAUUCCUUUUGACAGAGUAAAUGAUGACUACUGUGACUGCCAGGACGGGUCUGAUGAGCCAGGCACUGCUGCUUGUCCCAAUGGUAGCUUCCACUGCACCAAUGCAGGUUUCCGACCGGGCUUCAUCCCUUCGUCUCGCAUCAAUGAUGGAAUCUGUGACUGCUGUGACACAACAGAUGAGUACAACAGUGGUGCCACCUGUCAGAACACCUGCAGGGAGUUGGGACGCAAGGAGAGAGAGAGCUUGCUGAAGAUGGCAGAAGUUGCGAAGGAGGGCUUUGAGCUUAAACUGCAACUUAUCCAGGAGGCCAAAAGAGGCAUAGAAGACAAGAAGGCCAAACUUUCAGAUGUUCAGGGUAGUAAGAAGGAUCUGGAAUCGAAGGUGGAGGCUGUGAGAACAGUAAAGGAGACUGCAGAACAGCCAGAGAAAGAAGCUAAAGAGCGCCACCUGCAGUCUUGGGAAGCUCAGAAAGCUGCCAGUCGCAUUGAAAAAGACAAGGCUAGAAUGCAUGAGGUGUUUCUUGAACUGGAUGAUGAUGCAGAUGGCUUUGUUUCAGUGGCUGAGCUUUUGUCCCAUUCUGAGCUCGACCCAGAUUCUGACAGUUUAUUCACGGAAGCAGAAGCUCAGGUACAGUUGGGUGGAGUCGACAAAGUGGACCCAAUAGCAUUUGAAUCUGUUUGGAGUAACAUUAAAGAAAAAUACUUGUCAGAGUCCAGCGCAGACAUCUCAGCACCAAUAGAGACUACACAGGAGGAACCACGGGAGCCAGUCUCUGACAAUGACUCUGAGCAGUACCCUGAAGAUGAAAUCCCAGAGGAAGACGAUGAGGAUGAUGAAGAGGAUGAAGAUGAUGACCAGGAUGAGAGUGACUACAAGAUCCCUCCUACGACGCAGGCUCAAGAAAAGAAGGAUGACGAUGAUGAGGGGACUAUGCCACCUUAUGACCAAGAAACGCAGAACCUCAUUGAUGCUGCUCAGAAAGCCAGGGAUGAGUUUGAUGAGGCUGAGAGAGCUCUCCGGGAAGUGGAUGAUCAGAUCAAGAACCUUGAAAAGGAAAUCUCCUUCGACUUUGGACCCAGUGCUGAAUUUUCCUACCUCUACAGCCAGUGUUAUGAGUUGACUACAAGCGAGUACAUUUACAGGCUCUGUCCAUUCAACAGAGUAUCCCAGAAGCCCAAGUAUGGAGGAUCAGAAACUAAUUUAGGAACAUGGGGGAAAUGGGCAGGUCCUGAGGAUAAUAUCUACUCUGUGAUGAAGUAUGAGCAUGGAACAGGAUGCUGGCAAGGCCCCAACAGAUCCACCACAGUUAAGUUAACAUGUGGAAAGGAAACGGUUGUGACAUCUACCUCUGAGCCCAGUCGCUGUGAGUACCUGAUGGAGUUCAUCAGCCCUGCUGUCUGCCAGGAACCCCCAAGCCUGGAUCGAGAGUCUGAGUCCCAUGACGAGCUCUAGAUCCUCCUGAUCUAUUGUUCUCAAGGGACCACAGUCGCUGCAGCAAUCUAAAGUUGCCCUGCUGUGAGCAGCAUCACCUUGGUGUCGGUUAACAAUUGAGAAUAAAUUAUACGUAGUUAAUUAUAGUAUCAUGUGCACUUCUUAGUUCCUCUGAUACCUGUUUUGAUUCUAUUGUUUUGUGUCAAAUAUAAUGUCAUUCCAUUAUGAUCAAAUAAAGUUGAUUUUAUCAUGUA
This is a messenger RNA of Stegastes partitus (bicolor damselfish), 1991 nucleotides long. RefSeq names its product PRKCSH beta subunit of glucosidase II (gene prkcsh). Gene Ontology annotation, biological process: liver development; N-glycan processing. The transcript has 18 exons. The coding region runs from base 163 to 1758 and encodes 531 amino acids. Gene Ontology annotation, molecular function: calcium ion binding. Lineage: Eukaryota; Metazoa; Chordata; Actinopteri; Pomacentridae. The record is from RefSeq and is a predicted model, not a curated record. Gene Ontology annotation, cellular component: glucosidase II complex.